Vicia villosa (hairy vetch) is the source of this 2143-nucleotide messenger RNA. RefSeq lists its product as uncharacterized. NCBI's taxonomy places the organism in Eukaryota, Viridiplantae, Streptophyta, Magnoliopsida, Fabales, Fabaceae. The record is from RefSeq and is a predicted model, not a curated record. The transcript has 11 exons. The coding region runs from base 494 to 1996 and encodes 500 amino acids.
AGAGAAGAAAGAGAAUUGAAAGGAGAGGAUAAAGACAUUUUGACAACCAAGUAGGAUCCGAUUACAGCGGUCUCUGUGUUGUGUUGGGUGAGGGUGCAGUUGUGAAUAUCUUUUCUAUCUCUCUCUUUCUAUUUUAUAUUCUCUUUGUGUUGUAUUUUUCUCUCAUCCCUUUAUAUAUACAUACAACUUGGUGAACAAGGGAGAGAAAAAGGAAUCAUUGUUCCCUCCGUGAAGGGAACCAAGAUUCCUCAUUUUAUGGUUCAACUUUUUCCAUACCUCUCCGCAUGCUAAUAAGGGUUUAUUUUAAUUCUUUUCAAAGGUGAUUGUUGUGCAGCCAAGGCUAUGUGACAGCGUCAAUGGCUUUGUUAUAAUAAUCAAUCAUAAUUGUGUCACUGUCUAUUGUUUCAGAACUUUAGAGUAUUCAUAUUUUAAGGUUUUUUGAGGAAUAAUUAAUAAUAGACACACACUAUCUAUCCUUUUAAGAAAAGAAAAAAUGUUGGCUGGAUUAGUGAAGAAGUUAGCUUCGACUACAAUGGGAAGCUGCGCUUCGAAACCAAAUGGGAAGAGUAAGACUCAGAAAAGAAGGACUAAAUCUGGAAAGCGCAGAGGAAAAGGAAACAUUUCCUCGGCGCUUCCAGAUAUGCCUUUGAAAAGGAUUAGCAAUGCUGGAAACCGCGUGGGAGAUUUCACUCUCAGUGACUUUGUUCACCUUGAUUUUGAUAAAGGUAACACAAAUACCUGCAGGAGAUCAGAGGUUUCAAAUGUCAAGUUUCAUCUUACACAGGUUCAAUACCAUAGUCAAAUCGACGCAAAUGGAAAUUACCAAGAGGAUGCAUGGUUUGACUCAGUUAGCAUAAUAGAUUCUGAUUCAGAUGAUGACUUCAGUAGUGUGCAUGGAGAUGGUUUUCCUUUCGCCGGACACGCUAUCGGAAAUGUCCCAAACACUCAAGUACUCCAAUAUGAAAGUUCAUCCUGCUAUGUAGAUUCAGGGUGUAAAUAUGAGGAGUUUUAUGAAAGCUACCUCAAGAUAGAUAAUAAUGGAGAGAAAACUCAAGACAGCAACUCAACACAAUCAACUGUUAUCAUGCUUUCUGUUACAAGACAAUCAAUUGAUACCAUCGAAAAGCCCGAAUUAUAUCCAUCUGAGAGAUUUCUGUACCGUCCGAGAGCCGGGAUUCAGAUUCCAAUUUCAACUCAAGAAAAGGCCUUCCCUUGUUCCUGGUCUGCACUUUCACCUUCAGUGUUCAAGCUCCGUGGCGAAACUUUUUUCAUAGAUAAGCAAAAGUGUCCUGCUCCAGAUACAUGCGCUUAUACACCAAUAGGUGUGGAUUUAUUUGUGAGCUCAAGGAAAGUAAAUCACAUUGCUAAGCAUCUUGAACUUCCAAGUGUUAGUCCAAAUGAAAAUGUACCUUCACUCCUUAUUGUUAACAUACAGUUGCCAACAUAUCCUGCUAGCAUGUUCCCCGGUGAGGCCAAUGGAGAAGGUUUGAGUCUUGUUCUAUAUUUUAAGUUGUCGGAGAAUUUCGAAAAGGAAAUCUCUCAGUGUUUUCAAGAGAAGAUCAAGAGAUUAGUGGAUGAUGAGAUGGAAAAGGUGAAAGGAUAUACAAAAGAAAGCUUAGUUCCCUUUAGAGAAAGACUCAAAAUUUUGUGUGGAGUAGUUAAUCCAGAAGACCUUCAUCUGAAUUCUGCUGAGAGGAAACUUAUACAAGGCUACAAUGGCAAGCCCGUGCUUUCGCGUCCUCAACACCAAUUCUUUAAGGGACCUAAUUACUUUGAGAUAGACCUCGAUAUACACCGAUUUAGUUAUAUAUCAAGGAAGGGACUUGAUUCACUUCGAGACCGUGUAAAGCACGGAAUACUUGAUGUUGGAUUAACUAUCCAGGCACAAAAGGAAGAGGAACUUCCAGAGCAAGUGUUAUGCUGCUUAAGAUUGAAUAAAAUUGACUUUGUUAACCAUGGCCAAAUUCCUACCAUUAUGACAAUUGAUUCAGAAUGAAUUUGUUAAUCAGUGGGGAAAAAUGAAAGGAAAAACUAUAUAUAUUUUAAAAUAAUUGAGUAUCACUUAUGUGCAAUAUUUAUUUAUUUUUUAAAUCUUUAUAUUUGAUUAUGGUAUUGAAAUCCUUUAUAAUGUAACUUCGCAUAA